Perognathus longimembris pacificus (Pacific pocket mouse) is the source of this 6782-nucleotide messenger RNA. RefSeq names its product protein kinase cGMP-dependent 1 (gene Prkg1). Lineage: Eukaryota; Metazoa; Chordata; Mammalia; Rodentia; Heteromyidae. The record is from RefSeq and is a predicted model, not a curated record. The coding region runs from base 263 to 2323 and encodes 686 amino acids. Gene Ontology annotation, biological process: protein phosphorylation. The transcript has 18 exons. Gene Ontology annotation, molecular function: ATP binding; cGMP-dependent protein kinase activity.
GACCUGGCUGUCUUGCUCUGAUACCCCAACAUUCAGCCUCUCGCUAAGCCCAGAGAAGUGGAAUCUGCUCAUUGAAACUCUCGGUGGCUGGAGCGGGCGGACUGGGCAUGCUCAGAAGCCAGGGUUGCUGGCUUUGGUCUCAAGUAGGAAGCUUUUUCACUCAGGAGGCAGCGGCGACUUUGGGGAAAGUUGAUCGGAGAGGGGAGGACGCACCAAGACGCGGAGCAGCGGCAGGCAGGAGCCCCUGGCAGCCCGGAGGAGCAUGGGCACCCUGCGAGAUUUACAGUACGCGCUCCAGGAGAAGAUCGAGGAGCUGAGGCAGAGGGAUGCCCUCAUCGAUGAGCUGGAGCUGGAGUUGGAUCAGAAGGACGAACUGAUCCAGAAGCUGCAGAACGAGCUGGACAAGUACCGCUCGGUGAUCCGACCGGCCACCCAGCAGGCACAGAAGCAGAGCGCCAGCACCUUGCAAGGCGAGCCGCGCACCAAGCGCCAGGCGAUCUCAGCUGAGCCCACCGCCUUCGACAUCCAAGAUCUCAGCCAUGUGACCCUGCCUUUCUACCCCAAGAGCCCACAGUCCAAGGAUCUUAUAAAGGAGGCCAUUCUUGACAAUGACUUCAUGAAGAACUUAGAGCUGUCCCAGAUCCAAGAGAUUGUGGAUUGUAUGUACCCUGUGGAAUAUGGCAAAGACAGCUGCAUCAUCAAGGAAGGAGAUGUGGGGUCACUGGUGUAUGUCAUGGAAGAUGGAAAGGUUGAAGUGACAAAAGAAGGUGUGAAGCUGUGUACUAUGGGACCUGGCAAGGUGUUUGGAGAGUUGGCUAUCCUUUACAACUGUACCCGUACAGCCACCGUUAAGACUCUUGUAAAUGUGAAACUCUGGGCCAUUGAUCGACAAUGUUUUCAAACAAUAAUGAUGAGAACAGGACUCAUCAAACAUACCGAGUAUAUGGAAUUUUUAAAAAGUGUUCCAACAUUCCAGAGCCUUCCUGAAGAGAUCCUUAGCAAGCUUGCUGAUGUCCUUGAAGAGACUCACUAUGAAAAUGGGGAGUACAUCAUCAGGCAAGGUGCAAGGGGAGACACCUUCUUCAUCAUUAGCAAAGGAACGGUUAAUGUCACCAGAGAAGAAUCCCCAAGUGAAGACCCCAUCUUUCUUCGAACUUUAGGGAAAGGAGACUGGUUUGGAGAGAAAGCUUUGCAAGGGGAAGAUGUGAGAACAGCCAAUGUAAUUGCUGCUGAAGCUGUCACCUGCCUUGUGAUUGACAGAGACUCUUUCAAGCAUCUGAUUGGAGGGCUGGAUGAUGUUUCUAAUAAAGCUUAUGAGGAUGCAGAAGCUAAAGCAAAAUAUGAAGCUGAAGCUGCUUUCUUCGCCAACCUGAAGCUGUCAGAUUUCAACAUCAUUGAUACCUUGGGAGUUGGAGGAUUUGGCCGAGUAGAACUGGUCCAGUUGAAAAGUGAAGAAUCCAAAACAUUUGCAAUGAAAAUUCUCAAGAAACGCCACAUCGUGGACACGAGACAGCAGGAGCACAUCCGUUCGGAGAAGCAGAUCAUGCAGGGGGCUCAUUCCGAUUUCAUAGUCAGGCUGUACCGAACAUUUAAAGACAGCAAGUAUUUGUAUAUGCUGAUGGAAGCUUGCCUGGGUGGAGAGCUCUGGACAAUUCUCAGGGAUAGAGGUUCUUUUGAAGAUUCUACAACAAGAUUUUACACGGCAUGUGUGGUAGAAGCAUUUGCCUAUCUGCAUUCCAAAGGAAUCAUUUACAGGGACCUCAAGCCGGAAAAUCUCAUUCUAGAUCACCGAGGCUAUGCCAAACUGGUGGACUUUGGCUUUGCAAAGAAAAUAGGAUUUGGAAAGAAAACAUGGACUUUCUGUGGAACUCCAGAAUAUGUUGCCCCAGAGAUCAUUCUCAACAAGGGUCAUGACAUUUCAGCUGACUACUGGUCACUGGGAAUUUUAAUGUAUGAACUGCUGACUGGCAGCCCACCUUUCUCAGGCCCAGAUCCUAUGAAAACGUAUAACAUAAUCCUGAGAGGGAUUGAUAUGAUAGAAUUUCCAAAGAAGAUUGCCAAAAAUGCUGCUAAUUUAAUUAAAAAACUAUGCAGGGACAACCCAUCAGAAAGAUUAGGAAAUUUGAAAAAUGGAGUAAAAGACAUUCAAAAGCACAAGUGGUUUGAAGGCUUUAAUUGGGAAGGCUUAAGAAAAGGUACCUUGACACCUCCCAUCAUACCAAGUGUGGCAUCACCCACAGACACAAGCAAUUUCGACAGUUUCCCUGAGGACAGUGACGAACCGCCCCCAGAUGACAACUCGGGCUGGGACAUAGACUUCUAAUGUAUUUCUCUUACCUGCUUCUGCCUUGCUGAAGACAGCUUUUUUUCUGAGAUACAGCUGCCAGCAAACACGAGGGAAAGAGAGAAGUUUAGUGCUCGGGGUCACCAUGAUGCCUUUGAUCGCUGCUGCUCCAGUAACUACAGUGGCAUUAGGACUUACUGCUUAGAUGACAAUAGUGCUCUUUACAUGUUUUCUGUUUUGAACCUAACAUUGCAGUUGACAUGGUGGUCCUGAAGCAAAGCCUUUCACCAGUAAAGAGAUGUUGUUGUUGUUACUGUUUUACUAUUGUUGCAAGGGUCUUGCUUUGCUCUGAUUAUAAUUUGAAAGACUAUAGGAAACACUUCAACCUAGUAGAAGAGUCUGUACCCUGCUAGAAUUAUCAAGAGGAUGAAAGAAUAAUAUAUUGAGUAGGAGAAAUGACUAUGGUACAGAUCCUGGGCUUAUUCCCUGUUUUCAGAUGAAGGUUGUGGAAUCUGUUACUGUGAGCCAGUUAUGUAUACUGUACACAGAAAACCACACAUCUGUGGGUCACAGUGUUCAUGUCAAACCAGUGCUAGAAGUUUUACAAUUUUAUUUCCCAGCAGUGCUGAUGACAAGACUGAAUGUUACCUUUUCUUUCUGGCAGAUUUUUAAAAAUUGGUAUGAUACAAGCACAACUGCUAUAGGAUUGCUGAGCCCUUUCUAUAGCAGGGAUCUGUGUGUUUUCAGAGGAUUGAAAAAAAUGCAUGAUAUUUGUUUGUUCCUUUCUAAUAAAUUGGCAUGACAGAAUGGGAGAAACAACUCACAAAACCAUUUCAUAUUUUUUAAAAAUACAUAUAUUGUGCUUAAAGAUGGUCCUGGAAAUAAGAAGCAGCAAAUUGGUUUUUGUUUAUUACCUAGCAUACCCUCAAACUGGGGCUUCAAAUAUUCCCUUUUAUAAAAAUGAACCCUUGGGGUAGGGGAGGGAUAGGGUGAAAGGGAUGAAGGUCCAUCCAAAAACUUAAAAAAAAAAACUCUAUAGGUGCUAUGUAUAUCUUUCAUCUGUAAUGUCAAUGUCUGAACAGACAACACAAAUUCUAAUCAUUUUGUGUGUAGCCAGAGAUCCAAGCAUUUUCACUAAAUUUAUUAAACCAAAUUUCUGUCAGAUUUCACUUACACAACAUAGUCUGUGUUUGAGAGAUAAAGGUGAUACACACACACACACACACACACACACACACACACACUCACACACAGCUUGUUGUCUUAGGCCUGAACCAAAACAAACAUAAGAAAGGAAAAGAAAGUAAAUACUGAGUCAAAGAUACAAGAUUUUUCUAGAACUAGGUGCUUUGCUUAUGAGGUCACAGAACAAGACAAGAACCCAGCCAAGUGUUAAUUAUCUUUUGAUGAAUUAGUCAGAAUUUGUCCAAGUGGGGUUUAGAGAGGAAAACAGGAAAUGGAUUUCCUAAAAAACAAACAUUAGCUGAAUAGAACAGAAAUAAUUGCAAUUCUGAAGAUUGUUGCUAGCUAAAAAAAAACUUAGAUUUUUAAUAUCAAAUGUUUCACAUGAGAAAAAAAAUCAGCAAAUUAAACUAAGACUGCUGAUAGUAGGCCAUGUUACUAUGAUUAGCUGCCCCAUGUAGCAGAAGCUACUUUUAGGCAGAUAGCAUUAUACCUACACAGACAUAGGUAUUACAAUCCAAGCUGUCAUCCUAGUUUAGAAAUCUGUGUUAAUUUGGCCAAAUAAGUAUAUAUUUGCUUUUAGGUCUAAGUAUGUUUUGCUUAUUUUGUCUAAGUAUAGGUUUUGCUAAUGUAGAAAAUUCUAUAAAGUAGUCCAAUUAGUUAUAUUCUAGCCGAGAAUUAUGAACUUGGGUUAAUUUUUUCAUAUUCAAAAGUAUUUUAGAAUAUAUUUACAAAAUAUCAUAGGUCUAUGACAUUUGGAGAAUAAAAUUGACUAGUAAAGGGUAAUAAUUAGAAACUAAAGGCAUAUAAUUAGAAUGAAACUUAAGACUUUGAUCCAACUUGUUAUUAUAUUAUUGGUGUUUUCCCUCCUUUACAAGCAUUUUUUCAAAAUCAAUCAUUUCCCAAAGACAUCUGCUGAACUCUUCAGACUGUAGAUUAUAAAAUGAAAAAUAUCUACCUAAAAUCUAACUAGAAUGGAUGUUAUUCCAAAAGUGUUGUUUCUUUUAAGUGAGCUUUGAAAUAAUCAUUUCAACCUUAGCAUCCAUGUCAGCAAUUUUUGUUGAAAGCUAGUAUGGUUUAAACAUGCUAAAAGAUUGCUAAAACUACAUUUAUUUUCCUUGUCAUUAGAAAAGUGAAUCUUCUUCUACAAUUUAAAAACAAACAAACACCUCAACAGCCCAUAAAUGGUUAGUAAAUGAGGAUUUGAGACUUAUGGUUCAAGUCUAAGACAACAUAUGUGUGUAAGUAAACACAAUGGAAAAAGAAGAGUGGCAUUUCAGCACAUUUCAGUUAUAGGUUGUUUUUCCCACUUGUAACCUCAUCCCUAUUCAGUUCACUUCAUUGCAUUAGGCUGUCUAAAGCAAUCACCAAAAUAAAACAAUAAUGAACUAUAUCUUCCAAGAACUGCUAGCAGAAAACAUUCACCUGAUAUUCAAUACUUAGUUUUAAAGAUUUAAAUAUUGUCUCCUUGAAGAAACUAGGGCUAUAAUUCAUGGUCAGCUUCACAAAAUGCAUCUUACUUUCUUUCAUAAUUGUUCAUGCUCCCUCUUUUUUUAUUACAUGAAAAAAUAUGGGUAAGUUAGAACAGUGCCAACCUGUUUGAUUUGUUAACUGACUUAAUUGUUAAUAUUUUGAGUAUGGGAAAUAGGGCUUUCUAUGUGUCUUGACUCACAAGGAAACUGAAAACUGCCAAGGAAGGAAUGUAAUUGUGUUUGAAAUAAAUUGAAUUCAGUAGAGAUUUAUGGAAAUUUCUAUAAUUGGAUUUUUAGGUUUGUUGUCUUCUUUGCUAUUAAGACAUGUAUCAGAUCCAUGUAGCACUUAAAUUUAUUUUGAUUAUAUUCAUUCAAUCAUAUUUUUUCUUAAAACAAUGGAAGAAACAUGUGAAUUGCACAUGUGAAAUAAUAUAUACAUUCAAUUAUAGAAUUCUUAUAGUUUUAUUUCUAAAUAACUGAACUGAUGAGGAACUUAAAAGUCAGCUAUGAGAUUGAAGACAAGGAUGUUAGAACUGAUUUCCGAAAACAGGCAAUUUGUGUAUUAUCCAUAAAAAUGUUUUCUUUCACAAUAGGACCACAAACAAAUAUUUAUGUAAAUAGAUAUUUUUGUGUGAUAUUUUGUGGUACAUAUAACAUUUUUAGUGUUUCACAGCAUUAUUAUUUCCUUUCCUUUUAUUGAAUAAUGUUUUCGGUCCAAGUAGACUUGAAUUAAUGUCAUUCUUGUCAGUAUUAUUGAAAAUUAUGUCAACAGUACUGUCACUCAUCUGUCCCAUAGUUUAGAACAUGACCUGGCUAUCUGGCAUUGUUGCAAGUGCCUUAAAUUCAUGGCAUCUUAUUAAAGAAAAAAACAAAUUUGGUGUUAUGCUGCAUGACAAAGACAAACACACCUCAAAUGUUGUCCUUUCUUAGCUUGCUGCGUUUUACAGUUCUUUCUGCUGACAAUUUAUAAACCUUUAUUAUAUAAUAUUGAUGAAUUACAGAAAUGAUAAAGUCGUUCUCUUAAUUCUGUUAAAUGUUCCAGAGCUGUGUAUCUGUUCAUGAAAUACAGCAUCAUUUCUGUGAAAUGUAUAAAUGUAUGUGCAGGUGAAAUUAAUACAUGACAUACUAUCAGUCUGUAUACAGGUAUUCCUGUUUUGCUAAGUUGUGCCAAUUCAGUAAAAUAAGACAAAUUAGUGCAGUCAAGUCCUCACAUUUCUCAUUUUGUAGACUCCAUGAAUCAUGGUCCAAUCCAAAAGAGUAUAUAUAUUGGAAAUGACUGCUCACCACACCUCGUUCUGAAACCAAUGACGAAAAUGUACCCUGGUACACCACUCAACAAAACAGGACGCUUUCUCUGAGUGCUUGUAUAUGCAAAUCAGCUAUGAGGCAAAUAUUGAACAGACUUAGAAAGCAAAACUUCAAAAGUAUGUUGUUGGCUCUCCUCUUUAUCUGCCCCUGCAUCAACAGACAGAGCUCUGGGACCUUGACUAUAACUCAGAGGUUUGGGCUUUCUGAGUAAAGGGAUAUUUCUGUUAAGCAUCAUCAAUCAAAUUAAUUUUUGAUGUAUAAUGUUUUUACAACUGGUGAGUUCUUUUGUAUUCUUACAGCUAUGGUUAUUUGACUGUCCUCUUCCCACUUGUUCUACAUGAAAGAGUCUUUUGUUAGUCAGAAUGCAACAGUCACCCAAUGGUCCUUGACCAUGUGCACUCUUUACAUGUAGAUGAAGAACUUUUUCAUAAACUUAACCUGCUUUGAUUUGCUCUGUAUUUUUCCUGCAGCUGUAAUUGCCGAGUGCCUGUUGUAAACUUUAUAGAGUUGAAAUAAAAAAAAUAAUUACUUUUGAA